CUAAAAUAUAUGAAGUCAUCAGGGAGUUUACGGAGAAACGACGUCGUUUGUUGGUCGAGAGGUUUCCUGCUCCCCCAACUGGCCACUGCUACUACAAAAUAUGAGAAGGCGAGAAGGCAAAAAACCCAGCAAGAGAAGAGAAAAGAAAGAAUUCAAUGAAGAGAGUGGCAAUGGAUCCUUAUAUGUGGCAUAAAAUUGCUGGAAUUUCUGGUGUGGCUGCUCUUGGAUUGGGCACUUACGGCGCGCACGCAUUCAAGCCAAAGAAUCCCGCUUACACAGAGGUCUGGCGAACUGCAUCACUAUAUCACUUGGUUCACACAGCAGCUCUUCUUGCUUCUCCUAUUACCAAACGACCUCACAUUUUUGGAGGGCUUUUAACUGCUGGAAUAGUUGCAUUUUCUGGAACGUGUUAUGCAGUUGCAUAUCUCGAAGACAGAAAGUAUUCUAAGAUAGCACCAUUUGGUGGUUUUGCACUUAUUGCUGCUUGGGGAAGUUUGUUGGUUUAAAGGUUGGACUUUUUGAUGCAGUAUUGCAGUUGCUACUUAUGGUCGAUCGAUACUAGAAACUCUGAUCUGGCCAAAUGAAUAUCGUUACAUCACAUACUUGUGGAAUUUCUUUUGCAGUCAUUGCUACACUAAAACUAUCUUGUUCUCCUCCUUAAGCUAUGUAAACCAAAUCGGCAUUGUUGCAACCCUCAUGAUUCUUGAAUAUAAAUUGAUCAUAUGUUCCAGACUGAUUUU
Ipomoea nil (Japanese morning glory) is the source of this 740-nucleotide messenger RNA. Its product is annotated as transmembrane protein 256 homolog. The transcript is spliced from 5 exons. Lineage: Eukaryota; Viridiplantae; Streptophyta; Magnoliopsida; Solanales; Convolvulaceae. The record is from RefSeq and is a predicted model, not a curated record. The coding region runs from base 156 to 506 and encodes 116 amino acids.